Molecule: messenger RNA, 834 nt
Organism: Miscanthus lutarioriparius
Lineage: Eukaryota; Viridiplantae; Streptophyta; Magnoliopsida; Poales; Poaceae
Source: the annotation of a GenBank genome assembly
AUGGCUAUGGCACCGGAGGCCGUCGUGGAGAUGGAGGACAUCAUACGCGUCGUCCUCCCCUGCCUCCCCGCCCCGCCCUUCCGCACCACUGGUGCCUCCCGUCGCUCCCACAGCCCCCGCGGCGGCGGCGGCGAGGACCGCAUCAGCCGCCUCCCAGACGCGGUGCUCUCCAACAUCGUGGCGCGCCUCCCCGCCAAGGAUGCAGCGCGCACCACCGCGCUCUCCAGGCGCUGGCGCCGCGUCUGGGCCUCCACGCCGCUCGUCCUCGACGACUCCGACCUCCUCGUCUUCCGCGACGGCGGCGGCGGCCGCUCCGCGGCCGUCAACUGGCCAGCCGUCACCGACGCCGUCUCCCGCGUCAUCGGCGGGCACAGGGGCCCCAUCCGCUUCGUGCGCCUCACCUGCUGCUUCAUGGAGCUGGCCGCGCGCCACGGCAUUCUCCAGUACUGGCUCCGGGUCCUCGCCGCGGGGGGAGUCGAGGACCUCGUCCUCGUCAACCGCCCCUUCCCCCGCUCCCUGCGCCUCCCCGUCGACGAGCCAGAUGGCAAGCUCAAUUCGAAGUUCUGGGAAGAGGUUGGCUCCAUCGACUGCCUAGAGACACACAUCACCAAGGUGGUGUUUGACAAAUUCAGAGGAGAGCGCUGCCAGCUCGCGUUCCUCAAGUUCAUCCUAGAGAGGGCACAAUCGCUGCUGAAGCUUGUGAUUGUAUUGGCCAAUGGAGAUCAAGCCUCAGUGGAUGAGAUGCUCACCAAGUUGAAGUCUCUGACCAUGGCGAAACGAGCCAGCGAAUGCCCUACUCUGUUGGCAGUCGUCCGUGAGGGAGACAGCGCCUGA